AACGAUUGGUCGAACAAAACUAAACGAUCGUUUAAAACAACCAAUCGAUCGUUUGAAAUUAACUAAACGAUCGACUAUAAAAAACUAAACGAUCGUUUACAUAAACUAAACGAUCUUUUGAAACAACGAAAGACACCCGCGAAUUGUUUACAACCGCGAUUCAACAUUUCAAAAAAAGUAUGCGAAUUUACAAUAUUGCCCCUUUGGUAAAAACGACCGAUAUAUAUAUACGUUCCGCCUUCUCACUUUUCGUUUUUCGUCACUACGCAAUACACAACCGCACUGAUCACACCUUCGUUUUCUCUCAGUCCAUUGUUCUCUCAGACCAUUUUUGUCUCAGUCCAUAGUUUUCGUCAACGUUAAAAGGAUGGCUGUACCUAGCGAAAAGUAUUUCCCUGCCACUGUGUCAUGCCAAGUGCACAAGAUUGGCAGUCUUAUUAAGGAUAAACUGACCAAGGACCAGCUGCAAAUGUUCGAAAAAACAAUUUUUGGUCCAUUGCUGAAUGUGAACAUGGUAUUCAACGGCCAGUUGAUCCAUCAUUUCUUGCUGAGGCAGAUACCUGAAGACGGUAACGCAGAUGGAAUCUGUUUCUCGGUUUUAGGGAAGAACGUCCGUUUUACCCAAAAGGAAUUCAACAUCAUAACUGGAUUGUGGCCAACAAACAAUCCAUUGGAGAAAGAUUGCGAUAGCAAGCGACUGCAAAGUCUUCUAUUCGGAUCAGAAAAUAAGAAAGUAAUAACAUGCUUGGAAAUUGAGGAAAUUUUCAAGAAUUUUGAGUUUACAAAUGAUGACGAUGCUGUGAAGGUCGCCUUGGCCGUCUUUAUAGAAACUGUGAUGGUCGGGAAGGAUAAGAAAACACAGUUUGACAUGGACAUUUUGGGAAGAGUUGAUGAUGAAGAAGCAUUUAAAAGCUUCGAUUGGUCAACUUUCUUCUACACUCGUCUGCUCAACAGUUUAAAGACAAGUCUCCAAGGCAAAAAAGAAGCAUACGAGCUGAAGAAGACACGAAGUUCCAAAGCAGUGUCAUACUAUAACAUCAAAGGCUACGUCCUUGCUUUUCAGGUGUGGGCUUAUGAAGUACUCUCAACCGCAAAUGAGCACCUGGCCACAAGAAACAGUAAGGGAUUAAUCCCAAGGAUAUUGAGAUGGAAUUGUACACAAGCUCCAUCUUACAAAAUGCUGCAGAAUAACAUAUUCGACAACAAAAAUACUGUUGUUCAACCUAAACUCAAGAUGUCAACCCAAGAGAAGGCUUUCAUGGAGAGUCGAAUUCGAGGGGAUGAUAACAUGCAAAUGGAGGAGGAUGAAUCCAUUGGAGCAAUGAACAACAAAUCAUUGGAGCAAUCAGACUCAUCUCCACAAAGAGAACAACUCUCACCCCAAAGGGAACAAAGUCAAACAGUGGCUGAGGAGUCUGAAAUGCAUCCAAUCACCAAGAAGAAACAUUUCAGAUCAAAGAAGUCCAAUGACAAAGAAGAACGAAGUCAUUCAAAAUCCUACAAGAAACUGAAGAAGGAAAUAAAAGAAGUUCGUAAGGAUUUAUCCACACUGACUUCUAUAGUCUGUAGGAUGGAUGACACAAUCACAAAGCAGUCAUUGGAGCUGUAUGAAAUGAAGCAGAUGCUGGAGAGAUUGGUCCAGAAUCAAACUGAAAAUCAAGGGAAUGAUCAUACUGAUCAGAAUGACAAUGAGUAUGUUGUUCAAGAACAACAUACUCAACAACAACCUACUGAAGAACAACAUACUGAACGUCAAGAGGAAACCCAAAGGGAACAUGAAGAGGAACGUGGUAGUGAUAUAAGCAUAGACGGUAGGGAUGCAGACUUGCUAAUGACUAUAAGAGAUAUAUCGGAUAGUCUAAGUCAUCAAAUUCAGAAAGAAUCAGACCUGCCACAGAUGAUUACUACCCUUCCAUAUGUGAGCCAACCUCUUGCACUUUGUGAAUUGGCUCCAAUGGAUCAAACUGUACAAAUUGUAAAUGAAGAAUCUCAACUGGAAACAACAAAAAAACAGGUUGAGAUGAAAAAAAAUGAUGAAGCAGUUACUUUGGUUGAAAAAGAACCAGUAACUGUGCCUUAUAAAGAUGUGGAAGAAAAACCAAUAAAGAGAAGAAAGCUAUGUAAAAUAGCAAAUAAAGAGGUGCAACAUGAAGAUGAACAAGGUAAUCCACCCACAACAUCUGCUCAGAUCAUAUCAGUAUCUACAACACCUGUCCCAGAUGUGGAAAUCAGAGAAGUAGAUCCAUAUAAUCCGAUGUGGAAAGUGGAUCCAAAAUUAUGGAAGGAAUACUUGCAAUGGAAAAAAUCAAGAAAAACAACCCAUGAAGAAAGGAAAGUAGUCUCCACAACCAGAAAGAAAGACUUUUUCAGACAGCUUGAAGAAAACACAUGGGUACAUGGAGACACAUUGGAUCUGCUAUUCGCCCACUUGCAGAAUAAAAUGUUGCAUCUCAAGCACCAUUGCAAGCGUUCUUUUAGAAUAUUACAUUCCUCUUUUCUGACUGGAAUCAAUAAACCAGACUGCAUUGUUUGGAACCACAUUUUUGAUACUCAUCUGGUGACACCAGAUAAUAAGAAAGCUGAAUGGACAGACCCAACAGCACACCUAACUAUAUGGACAGAAAAAGAUGUCGAAUACUAUUUCAACACUGCUGUUGGUGAUUACAACGACAUACCAGGGUGGGGAGAUGUCAACUACGUGAUUACCUGCAUCAACAUAAAAGAACACUGGUUGGCUAUUGCAGCUGAUAUGAGAAAAUGCAGGAUCUACGUGUUCGACUCAAUGCCAAAUUAUGUUGAGCAGAAACUUGUUGAUGAAGCUCUUCAAAUGCCUGCACGAUGCAUUGCCUCACUCGCGAUUGCAAUUGGAGUCAACCUCCAUUCAGAUCGUUUCACAUAUGGCCCUUGGCCAAUACGCAGAUCGAAGGCCACAUUACAGAAAGGGCGUUCAUUGGAUUGUGGAAUUUUCUGUACCAAAUUUGUUGAAUGCCUUGUAACUGCUAGUGACCUUGGUUGUCUAACUGUGCCAAACAUGAAACUGUUUAGACAACAAUAUGUGCUGGAACUUUGGGCCAAUAAAUACUUUUGUUAAUAUUUGUAUUCGUUUAUAUAAUUUUUUUAUGUAAUUUUUAUAGAGAGAAUAA
This is a messenger RNA of Cucumis melo (muskmelon), 3143 nucleotides long. RefSeq lists its product as uncharacterized. The transcript has 9 exons. The record is from RefSeq and is a predicted model, not a curated record. Gene Ontology annotation, biological process: proteolysis. Lineage: Eukaryota; Viridiplantae; Streptophyta; Magnoliopsida; Cucurbitales; Cucurbitaceae. Bases 368 to 3091 code for a protein of 907 amino acids. Gene Ontology annotation, molecular function: cysteine-type peptidase activity.